AUGGCGGCGGCAGUGCAGGCUCAGCAGUCGUUGGGGUCCGGGAAGCUGGACGUCCUCACAUCCUACAGAAUCGACGCUGACGGCAUCGCGACUUCUUCUACCGGCGACCAAAUCCCACGCAGCUUCCGCUUCCGCUCUCUUCGCAGCCAGGUCUUUCCUCAACACUCCCGACGGAAACCUGCAUCGUCGGGGAAUGUCUUACCGACCAUGCUGCCAAUUCCUUCUUCCAACACCACAACACCUUCCGUCUGCACAUCAACAACUCCACCACAAUCCACCUGCUCGCCACGUUCUUCACCUCCGCGUCCGACCAUCGAAAUCAGCAGAUCCAAUGGCUGUACACUUCUCACCACUGCAGAAUUGAAGCAGAAAAUUCAUCAAUCGAAGACCAACGACGACACCACCCUCACGCAAAUUCCCGCGGACAAGCGAGUGCCAUUACCACCCACUCCUACCUCGCCUUUCUUCAUCAUGGGCAACAAGCCGUCCAGCGAAUCCGAACCACCAAUCCCAGACGACAGGUCGCAGCGCAGUGUUGUUCGCACCAACAAGCCCGUAUCGCGCAAAGGCUCCUACAACGUCUUCAAGCGAGUCGACAGCAGGAGUCCGUUGCCGCGCGAUGUCACCGCCAGCGUCAUGUCGAUCUUGCAUCGCGAUGGGCAGAAGAGAGACGAAGACUUUCCCGACGAUGACGGUGCUGCGAUCGCAUCAAACCAACCCACCUAUGCCGUUCCUGAGAGGAGCGAUAGUCGCUAUCCGCCCACCAUGUCGAGACCAAAGCUACGCUCUCACUCCACAACCACCAUGACCGAGGACAAGGCUAGUCAGCCGCUGAGUGCAUCGACCACCAUUCGCGACUUCCGAGCGUUGGACGGAAAGCAGGCUGACGGCGCUCAAUUGGACGGCGCGGACGAUGACGACUCGGCAGAAGAGAUGGCACGUCUGCACAGCACAAGCCUCUCACCUACCAUCCCGGCUCCUUCACCUCUCCCCGAGGACAGUCCACACAAGUAUGGACUGCGAGACAAAAUGGAUACGCCGGAGUUGCCUGAGCCAGUCAAAGAAAUCAGUCUGCCAAAGGCACGGCGCAAAAGCAGUGGGCUGGAGAUCUUCAAUGAAGCAAAGACUCUCCAGUCGGCAGCAUCAUUCCUCAAUGGGCUCAGCACAUCGCGGCGCCGCGCAGAGUCGGCAGCUGCCGAUACGACCGAUACAGCCAACUCGGGUUGGACUCUCGGUCAUCCGUCAAGACCCUCGUCAGCGCGACCAUCUUCGGCUCCUCGUUCGGGCCAGCAUCGCGAUGGAGAAGGUCGUCGAAAAGGUCACAACUUCAAGUCGUCUGGAUUCGCGUACACCCGGCCUCUCUCCCUGACGCAAAUCAAAUGUUUCCGCGGGCAUUCUCGAUUGCUCCCGAGCAGGAACAAGCAUGCGCCGGUCGAAUGCGCCGUAUGCCAUAUCGAUGAUGACGGAGAUCACUUCAGCUGUAGCUGGUGUGCCAUCCGAAUGUGCAAGUACUGCCGCAAAGACUUUGCGCAGCGUGGAAUGACGGCUCUGCGGGAGCGGAUCAAGACGGCGGAAAUGGGCGGCGUAGACUCCGGUCGCGCUUCAGAUGAGAGUCUGGCAUAUGAAUAUGAGCUGGCAAGCAAAGGCUGCUUUGAGUGA
Molecule: messenger RNA, 1659 nt
Organism: Zymoseptoria tritici IPO323
Lineage: Eukaryota; Fungi; Ascomycota; Dothideomycetes; Mycosphaerellales; Mycosphaerellaceae
Exons: 2
Coding region: 1-1659 (552 amino acids)
Source: RefSeq, a predicted model, not a curated record